AUGGCAAACUAUUCAUCAAUCGAACCUAUAGCAAUUGUUGGCAUAGCCUGUGAAUUUGCUGGUGGUAUCCAUACACCAACUGAAUUCUGGCAAGCACUUGAAGAAAGACGUAGCUUGGAUAGUGACAUACCUAUUGAACGUACUGAUCUUAUGUCUUAUUGUGCUCAUAUGCUCAAUCAAGAUAGCGGUGAAUUUUGUAGCAAACUUAUUCGUCGUGGUUAUUUUCUGCCAACAUCAGUAUUGGACACAUUCGACGCAGGUUACUUCAAUCUUUCAGAUGGAGACGCAUCAUCCAUGGAUCCAUGCCAUCGUCUGCUUAUGCUAAAAUUUGUUCAUUUAAUCGAUGAUGCUGGUUAUACUCUGGAGAAAAUUCGUGGAUCACGAACAGCUGUUUACAUUGGUCAAUUCUCCAAUGAUCAUGUGAUGGCAUCACUUCGACUCAAACCUGAACAUCGAACACGUUAUCAUUGCCCUAAUGUAUUACUUUAUAACGCAUCGGCCCGUUUAUCUUAUCACUUCGAUUUACAUGGAUCAAAUGUGUCACUAGAUACUGCUUGUUCUUCGUCACUUCAGGCCAUUCAAUUUGGUGUGCAAGCAUUACGUACAGGUGAAGCAGAUAUGGCUGUUUGUGGUGCAGUCAAUACUGUUUUGACACCUGAGCAGCUUCUCAAUUUUUCAAGUAUCGGUGCUAUUGCCGUUGAUGGACUAAGUCGAGCAUUUAGUAUUGAUGCUAAUGGUUAUGCAAAAGGUGAAGGUCUUGGCCUUGUUCUUCUCAAACGACUAAGUGACGCUGAACGCGAUGGUGACAGAAUAUAUUGUGUAUUGCGGGAUAUUUUAAGCAAUCAUGAUGGAUGUGAAAACAAAAACGGAUAUGUUGUACCAUCAGCUGAUGGACAAGAACAUCUUCUUAACGAAAUUUAUACAAGAACACAAUAUGAUCGAAAUCGCAUCUUUUAUGCUGAAGCACAUGGAACUGGCACACAGGUUGGAGAUCCAAUUGAAGCAAACACUAUUGGUAAAUUCUUUCAACGAUCGUCUCUUGAUCCUCCACUACUGAUAGGGUCUGUAAAAACUAGUGUUGGACAUACAGAAGGAGCGGCUGGGAUUGCAUCACUUAUUAAAGUUUGUCUAUCGAUGAAACAUAGGAGAAUUCCACCAAAUAUGCAUUUUAAAACAUUCAAUCCAAAAAUUGAAGCACAACGUUAUAAUUUGCAUGUAGUGCAGACUAUUGUUCCAUUUCCGCCAUUCGAUCCUAACAAUCCAAACGAACAUCCAGUAGCUAUUAGCAUUAGUUCAUUCGGAAUUGGAGGUAAUAAUGCUCAUGCUAUCAUUGAAGAGUAUCACCCAAAACAAACAUCGAUCACUACAAAUGGACAUAUUUACAACGAGCAACUUCAACAAUACUUUCUAUUUCUCUUUUCGACCAAGAGCAGUGAAUCACUACACAAACAAGUAGCAUCAUUUCAUGCAUGGCUACGACAAGUAACAGUUCCGAAUAAUGAACAAUCGUUUCUUGCACACAUCUCUCAACAAUGUUUACUUAAACGUACAAUAAGUUACGAGCAUUUAGCUAUAUUUAUCUCGGCCAGUCUUGCUCAACUACAACAACAACUUGAUUCUUUUGUUUCCCAACAUUCCAAUCCGGGAGUCGUCAUCACGAAACGUCUUUUAUUAAAUAAUCCACGCAUAUGUUUUGUUUUCAGCGGUCAAGGACCUCAAUGGUGGGCUAUGGGUCGACAAUUAUAUUCAUCUGAACCAGUCUUUCGUCGAUGGAUUCAACUAAUUAGUGAAGAAUUUCUUAAGAUAAACAAUAGUGAAUAUAAUCUUCUUGAGGAAAUGAUAGAAAAGGAGGAACAAGCAUCACGUAUUAAUGAUACAAAUAUUGCUCAACCAGCUCUAUUUUCAAUUCAAGUUGCCCUUGCAGCUCUUCUUUUGUCAUGGCAUAUUUUUCCCAGUGCUAUUGUGUCUCAUAGUGCUGGUGAACAAGCAGCUGCUUUUGUUGCUGGUCGUCUCUCAUUGACAGAAGCUAUUUGUUUAGUUUAUCAUCGUUCACGUCUUCAACAUCGAAAUACACGUCAAGGUGGUCGAAUGUUAGCUGUUGCUAUGGAUGAACAAGAAGCACGCGAUUUAUUAUUACAAGGAAUUGAAGAUCGUGUUUGUGUAGCCGUUGUGAAUAGUCCUCGUUCGAUAACACUUAGUGGAGAUGAGAAAAUAAUCGAAGAGAUUGAAACAAUUCUUUCAACAUUUUAUCCAAAAGUAUUUAAAGCUCGAUUGCGAAUUCAAAAUGCUUUUCAUUCACAUCAAAUGGAUCGUUUUGGUAUCAAAGAAGAAAUGCUUUCAACACUCAAACACAUUCGAGGUCUUCCUCUUCAAGAUAAGAAAAUAAUGUUCAACGUUGACUGUGCUCAUGUUCCCCUUUAUUCAUGUGUUACCGGACGUCUGAUUGAUGAUAAUAUGCCACUUAAUGCUGAAUAUUGGUGGUCAAAUGUUCGUCAAUGUAUUCGAUUUAGAGAUGCUAUUCAAACGAUUAUUAAUCAUGGAUCAAUUGACACUUUUCUUGAAAUUUCCCCACAUCCUGUUCUAGCCGUAUCAAUUCGUGAAUGUUAUGAGAAAAUAGCUAGCACUUAUCCACUCAUUCUACCGACUCUAAAACGAAAGGAAGAUGAACAGAUCACACUAUUAACCUGUGUUGCACAACUUUCACACUCUUUGGACGUAUGGCACCAUUAUCUCUCAUCUCGUUCUAUUCAAGCAAAUGGAAGUAUGCAACAUCUAUUCGAUACAUUUCCAUUAUAUGCAUUCAAUCUUACUCCAUGUUGGUAUGAAUCAAAAGAAUCUGCAAUAGAACGUCGUGCUUAUCGGAUACCAACACAUCCACUAUUGGGCGUUCGACAAUGGUCUGGUCAUGCGUCGGCAACAUGGAAAAGUCUUAUCAAUGUAAAUUUACCUGAACAUGCGUAUUUGAUUCAGCACAAAAUUCGGGACGCUACUUUACUGCCUGCCACUGCUUUUGUUGAAAUGGCCUUAGCCGCUUGUUAUGAAUUGCUGCAAGCAACAACAAGUAAUGAGGUUCCACCACCAAUCGCUUUUGAAAAUGUUGAAUUUGUCAAAGUUCUUGCUCUUUCAACGCAUGAAUUGACUGAAAUGAUUACACAAAUUGUAAUGCCAAUGCGUGAAUGGUUUAUAUAUAGUCGACCAUGGUCAUCGAGUGGACAAGAUUGUUUGCGACCAUCAGGCAUGAGUUGUGAUGACUUCGUCAAUUCUUUUACUAAUCAGCAAGCACUUAACUCAUAUUCAUUAGGAGAAUUUACUCUGCAUGCACGAGGUUUAAUUGAUAUUGGUCCUCAUCUGAACAUAUACGCUUCUGCUGCCGUUCGAUUUGACAAUGAAAUAACCAAUUGGCCUUAUAUGGAUUGCGAAACGAUGUACGGUCAUUUCGCAACACGAGGUUUUCAAUACGGUCCAAGAUUUACAGUGACAAACUGGGCUAAAUGUGUAACUUCAAAGGUAAUUAGUAGUAUAUCUCCACGAAAUGAAGAACAUAAGGAUGAUCGUUAUCAUCUACAUCCAAUUUUAACUGAUGGUAGUUUACAAGCACCAUUAUUUAUCUUACCUGGAGCGGAAACAUUUCUUCCAGUUUCUCUUGGUAAGAUCAUCGUAUAUGGAAGUACAUUUAAUGCACCUGAAAUGAUCUGUAACGUGCAUUUUCAUUCUUCACUUGCUGGUCUUUCACAAGAACAUGCAGUUACUCUUGAUAGUGCUAUAUUUAACGGUCAAGAUGACAUAGCUUCAUCAAAUACGAAGCCGAUUGUUAUGUUUCAAAUGUUUAAAUAUCAACGUCAAACUAGUCAUUGGUCACUAUCAAACAAAUCUCUUUUAGAAAAAAUAAAUGAAUUUAGUUCUGCACUCAACGGACAGUUUGCCGAAUAUCUGCCAAUAGUAAUUACCAGACAUUGUCUCGAAAAGAAAUGGUCACAUAUUCUGAUUGAUUCAUCUGAGACUGUUAAUUUACUACCAUCAUCGGAUAUUUUAAUUCAUAAUAUAGAUCAAACUGAAAAGAUAAAUAAUGAUAAUGAUGAUAUCAAUAGUCAAUUGAUAAAUUCAAUUCAAGCGUUGAAUGAAUUAACUGCGAAAUAUGCUCUUCAUGCACUUCAACAUCUUUUAUCAUUAAACAAUACUCAGCCUAUCAAUGAAAAUGAACUAAAACGUCAUGUACGAAAUGAUGAACCCUAUUUUCUUUGGCUUAUGGAAGCUUUGUUUUCACUUGUACGCCAAUGUGGAUUGAUUGAUCAACUUGGAAAUCCAUCUUUAUCUAUAACUAAUCAUUCACUUCAACUCAGUCACAAACAGGUUCUUGACCAAUUUCCUCUUCUUAAAUCAUUACUUGGUCUUCUGAAUGUAAAUGGAUUACAACUUGGUCCAAUUCUCUCAGGGACACAAUCCAUAGGUGAUCUAUUUAUAAACAAUAAAGACAAUGAACAACUUCUAGGUGACGUAUUGAAUAUCAUCUCAUGUUCGAAAACUCAUAAACUCUUUCAAGUACUUAUCGAUCAUUUAUCUAAUCAUCAUUCAAAGCGUCUACGAAUUUUAAUUGUUGGUUGUGGAACAAGUUCGAUUGCUUUACCUAUUCUUCAGCAAUUAGUUAGUUUUGCCGAACAAACAGAUACAUAUGUGAAUCUGUUAUACGUCGAUCUAACUGAAACACUUUUAACAGAAGCUGAGAAGGCAUUUCAAACUAUUCUUACAAAAGAUAAUAGAAAAAAUCAGCUAAUUUCUCUAUCUUAUCAUGUACAUGAUAUACAAGCCGAAUUUGAUGAAUCAAAUAUUUCAGCUGAAGGUCAUGAUAUUGUAUUUGCGGCUAAUGUAUUACAGACAACAGUUGAUGCUAUUCAUUCAGUUGAUUCACUACGUCGUCUUCUCGUACCUGGUGGUCUUGUAUGUUUACUCGAAUUGACUAUCACUCAUUCAUAUUUUGAUCUUCUCUUUGGUAUUUUGCCUCAUUGGUGGCGUGAUAGAUGCAUUCGUGCUCCAUUGACUCUUGAUCAAUGGGUACAAGUUAUACAGUCCGCCAGUGGAUUCGAUCUGCCGAUAGUAUCAUCAAAAGAAAAUCAAUUCGGUAACACGCUUAUAAUUGCUCGAAAAUCAACAUUGCGCUCUACUCUUCUGCGACUUCCCGAGUGGCAAGAUCAGGCAUGGCUCGUACUUGGAAAUCGUACAAACGAUACAAAAGAUUUGUUCGACACACUUUUAUCUCAUUUACCAAGUUCGAACAACAUAUUAUUGCAAGACAUCCUAACAACAGAAGAUAUUUGUUCAAAUAUAAAGGACAUGCUGGUAAAAUAUAAACAGGUAGAUAUUGUGUUUGCUUGGCCACUGGACUUAAUUCCACUAGGGCAAAAUAACGACGAAACAGUAUUCAAAAGACAACACGAGUUGUGCAAUGUAUUUGUUCGUAUUCUUCAAACAAUUCAACAAUAUCGACAGACGAAUGCUUCUUUUCCAUACGUAUUUCUGCUUACACAAAACUCUCAAUCAAUAGGUAGUAAUCAACGUUUUAAUCCUAGUGCUGCGCCAUUAAUUGGUCUUGCUCGUAGCUUAAGUGUUGAAUAUGGUAGUCAUCAUAUCAAGUUAAUUGACUUACAAUCAGCAGCGAGUACAUCUUCAGAUUCAUCACUUUCUACUAUUCUCAUUCAACAUCUGAUCAACUCUCGAACAGCUGAUAACCUUAAUGAAAUUGUUCUCCAUCAGAGUAUGGAUAAUAGCAUAGAACGUUUUGAAUGGCAUUAUGAUUUGCUUUCAUCAAAAGAUCCCAAUGAAUCUUCAGCGGCAGUCGAAACUACUAUAAUACCUCAAAAGGAUGCUGACAUGAGUCCAUUUCGACUCCAAGUUGCACCAUCGCGUUUUGUCAGCGAUAUUACAUGGAUAAAACAAUUUCCUUUAACUGACACUUUAUUACCUGGUCAACUUUUAGUUCGCGUACAUUGUGUUGGUGUCAAUUUUCGUGAUGUUCUCAAAGCACGAGGCCUCUAUCCACAUACUCGUAAAUUCGCUGAAUUAGAUAAAGAUCAACCAUUAUACGAUCGUGAUAGUACUAUUGGUAGUGAUCUUAUGGGUACUGUUAUUCGCUCAAAUUCAACCCGUUUCAACAUCGGAGAUCGUGUCACUGGCUUACAUUUAUUUGGUACCUUUAAUUCUCAUAUUAUUACUACAGAGCAAAGUGUUUUUCGUGUACCUGAAGAAUGCUUGAUGUCGGAUGAACAAUUAGGGUCAUUGCCCACUGCAUUCCUUACAGCAAUCCUUUCUUUAAAAUAUCGUGUUAAACUCAAGCGCGGCCACAUUGUUCUUAUUCACGCUGCUACAGGAGCCACUGGUCAAGCUUGUAUUCAGUAUUGUCAAGCAGUCAAUGCGCGAGUUAUUGCUACGGCAGGUAGUGAAGAAAAACGACGUUUUCUAAGAGAGCAUUAUGGUAUCGAGCAUGUAUUCAAUAGUCGUGAUCUUUCAUUUGUAAACAAAAUACGAUCCCUUUUCCCAGAUGGUGUGAAUGUUGUUGUCAAUUCGCUCUCAGGUCCAUUUCUUCAAGAAUCUGUCAAAUUACUUAAAUCUCAUGGUCAUUUUAUUGAAAUGGGCAAACGAGAUAUAUUUAAUAGAAGCAAUCUAUCACUUUUUGAAUUGCGUGAAGAUUGUAAUUUCCAUGUUAUUGAUUUGGCUUUACAUGGUCGUGAUGACCCAGAUCACAUACAAGAGAUGUUAGGCGAUAUGAUGGAAUAUUAUCGAACAGGUUUAUUUAAACCUAUAGAACCAUUGACUAUUUUUGAAGCAUCUGAUGUAGUUAAUGCGUUUACUCAGUUGAGUCUUGGCCAAUCCAUGGGCAAAAUCGUAGUUCGCCUAGCUGCUUCUGAUAAACCUCUUUUACUCAAGGAAAGCAACUCAAAUAUACGCAAUUGUGAGAAUAAACUAGAACGUAUGUUAUCUAAAUCUUUUGAUAGCCAUUCAUAUAAAAUGUAUGCUUUUUUAGAAGCAAUGUUUCCACCCAUAGUUUGUGACAAUGGAACAGUUCUUAUCUCAGGCGGUCUUGGUGGUCUUGGCUUAACCAUGGCUCGCUGGAUGAUAGAAAAACGACGUGUUAAACGCAUUGCUCUUCUGAGUCGUCGUACUCUCGCACAAUUUGAACAGUCCGACCAUAAUCCACAGCUCGACGAAUGGAUUCAUUUGAAAGAAGUAGCAGCUAAACAGGGUGCUUCAAUUGAUGUCGUUAAAGUGGAUGUCACUCAAUUCGACGCCGUACACGGACUUAUGGAACGUCUUAAUAAAACAUCGCAUCCAGUACGUGGUAUCAUACAUAGUGCAGUCAUAUCAGAUGAUAAACUAUUACCUAAGCUGAAAUCAGAAACAUUGACGUACGUCAUGAGACCAAAAGUACAUGGCGGGUGGAAUCUUCAUCAAGCAUCACUAUUGGUUCAAGCGCCUCUACAUUUUUUCAUUAUGUUUUCAUCACUUCGUAAUCAUUUGAUUGAUGCUGGAUCGAGUGGCUACAAUGCAGGAAACGAAUUUUUCGAAGCACUUGCACAAUAUCGAUACCAACAACUUCGAUUACCAGCUCUAGCCAUUGGUUUGCCAGCAAUAAGUGGGGCAGGAAUGUUUCAUCGACAGAAAGAGUUUCUGACAGGUUUAUAUUCUGCUCAAGGAUUGGAGAUGUUGUCUACUGUUGUUAGUUUCGAAAUAAUCGAAAGACUUUUUACUACCCAACCAAAUUGUCCAUCGCCUGUUAUUUUUGCAGUCAACUGGCAAAAAUUGAAUGCUCAAAAAGAUCAAUUAUCUAAUCAUCAAUUGGCUGAGAUCGUUGAGCAACAGGCUAAUCAAAUUGAAUCUAGCCAAAUAACAGUAAACAAUUCGGAUCAUCUAUCAAAGGAUACUCUUGAAACUAUUGUUGAGCGAACUCGGGCAGCAGUCAUGCGACAACUUGGAAUGACCAGCAUUGCUCGAAUUGACAUAAAUCGUUCUUUAAUUUCACAGGGUAUGGAUUCGCUUGUUGCCGUAUCACUGUACAAUUGGCUUGUUCAAGAAUGGGGUGCCUUUGUCGCGUUAGCUGAAAUUUUUCAAGGCAUUUCAAUACAACAGAUUGCUAAUCAAGUGCAUAAAAAGUUAAACGAUCGUGUUGAAACGGUCGCCACAUUGGAAACUACUGCUUCUACCAAUAUGAAUCAGACAGACCAGAUUGAGGAAAUAUCGGAAGCUCCAACAACGAAUAGAACGUUAUCGUAUAAUGGUAUGGAAAAAAUCAUAAACAUGUUGCCCAUUAAAGACAGCAAAUCAAACGUGUUCUACAUUUCUCAUAAAACUAUUCUUGACACUGAGUUUAUUAAAAAACAUGCCAAUAGUCAAUCAAAUGUCUAUGUUAUUCAUGCUUCAAAUGAUACCUCGAACAUGGAUAUAUGUGUUCAUGAAACAAUUGCUCAAAUACGUCGAUUACAGCCUCGUGGUCCUUAUUCUUUAUUACCUAUUGACAAGGAAAGCGAUUGUAAACCUUACUUUAUCCUUGCCAAGGAACUUAAAAACCGAGGACACAUCGUUUGGCUUGGUGUACACAAACGUUUUGAAGAUCAAGCAAAAGCUAUAGGUAUUGAUACAGUUGAAAUUGGUGGUGACUUAGAAUUGGUUUUCUCAACAACAUCCGAUGGCAUUGAAUUACGACGGAAUUCAAGUCUUUUUAGCACUGACACAUUUAAACGUGUAUAUCACUCAUUAUGGGAAGAAUGGUUCAAUGGAAUUUUAGCUGGCAUAAGAGACGCUGAUUUAAUUGUUUUAACAGUUAUGUCCGUUUUAUUUGGAUUAAGUUGUAUUGAGAAAUAUCCGAAUAUGAAAGCAAUCGGAAUUUAUGGUUGUGCUUAUGAUUCUACAGCGGAAUUUGCGCCGCCUAUCAUAGCCACUAAAAGUCAAAGUCUGUUUAAUUGGAUCAAUUCACUUGAAUGGAAAAUACUCGAACGUGCACAUUCAUUUUUAUAUACAGAUAAAAUCAAUCAACUUCGUGCUAAUGUGGGCUUACCACCAAUCAAAGUGAAUUAUAAUCAAAUGAUUCGCUCCUUAUUUCAUAAACCAAUGGUAACUGCCACGAUCUAUUCAAAACAUUUACUUCCACGUCCAUCUGAUUGGUUAGAAAAUCAUCACAUGGUUGGUGCAAUUCUUGAAGAAGAAAACUAUAAUUUUGAACCAUCCGAUGAUAUUCUGACUGUUUUAAACAAAUGGAAAAACGAAAAGAUCAUUUAUGUUGGUCUUGGUUCACAUAUCAGUGCGACGUUUGAGAUAGAUAAACAAUUGGAAUUAUUCAACAAUAUUCAACAAGCUAUUCGAAAUAAUAAUUGUAAAGCACUUAUAUCGCUAGCAAGCGUAGAACAAACAGUUAUUAAUAAGUUAUCCAAAGAUGACAAUAUAUUCUAUUUAAUACAACUUAUUCCGCACAAUUGGUUAUUUCGGAAUAUAUCAGCAGCAAUUCAUCAUGGAGGUGCUGGGACUACACAUAUAUGUAUACGAUAUGGCUUACCAGCAUUAAUAUUACCUAAUGUACAUGAUCAAUUAUCGAAUGGUGAUCGAGUAUUUAUCAAUAAGUUGGGACCAAGAUCUAUUAACUUGCGUCAAGUUAAUGUGAAGAAUUUGACCAAUGCAAUUAAGGAUUUGUUUCAAAAUUACACCAUGUAUCAAACAAAUGCCAAAAAGAUUGGCGAAUUAAUAAGGAAUGAAGAUGGACUUGGUGUUGUUGAAAAUAAUUGUGUUGAAGAUUGUAAUGAUGUUGAUGAUGAUUUAUAA
Molecule: messenger RNA, 9801 nt
Organism: Adineta steineri
Lineage: Eukaryota; Metazoa; Rotifera; Eurotatoria; Adinetida; Adinetidae
Source: the annotation of a GenBank genome assembly